Chinchilla lanigera (long-tailed chinchilla) is the source of this 771-nucleotide messenger RNA. RefSeq names its product melanoma-associated antigen 10-like. The transcript has a single exon. The record is from RefSeq and is a predicted model, not a curated record. Gene Ontology annotation, biological process: negative regulation of transcription by RNA polymerase II. Gene Ontology annotation, cellular component: nucleus. Bases 1 to 771 code for a protein of 256 amino acids. Lineage: Eukaryota; Metazoa; Chordata; Mammalia; Rodentia; Chinchillidae.
AUGUCCUCUCACAACGCUGCCAUGGCCUCAAGUGAAAGAAGCCAAUCCAAUGAGUUCUACAGUAGGCAAAAGGAGGAAGAGGAUCUGAAAAACUCAGAAGAUGUUCUAGUCCGUCAGAUCUUGCGACUUGUCUUCCUAGAUGAGAAGAUAGCUAAAUUGUUGCCAUUCCUGCUCCUCAAGUAUCAAAAGAAAGAGCCAAUCACCAAGGCAGAAAUGCUGCACAUUGUGGGUGAGGAUUACCAUGUGUACUUCCCUCUGAUUUUCAGUCUAAUGUGUGAGUGCAUGUGCCUGAGCUUUGGCAUUGAUAUGAGGGAAGUGGAUCCUCCUGGCCACACAUAUGUCCUUAUUCCUCUCUUGGGCCUCACUUAUAAUGGGUUACUGGUUAAUGACCAGAUCAUUCCCAAAAUCAACCUCCUAAUAGUCAUCCUUACUACCAUCUUCAUGAAGGAUAAUCGUGCUAGUGAGGAGGACAUAAAAAAAGUGCUGAGAAUGAGGGAAAAGUUGCCCCAGAGUAAAUACAUUGUUAUUAGGGAGCCCUGGAAAUUCAUCACUCAGGAUUUGGUACGGGAACAGUACCUGGAGUAUCGGAAGGUGCCCCAUAGUGAUCCAGCUCGCUAUGAGUUCCUGUGGGGUCCAAGAGCCCAUGCUGAAACCAGCAAGAUGAAAGUCCUGGAGCAUUUGGCAAAAGUCAAUAGGAGAGAUCCCAGGUCAUACACACGUCUGUAUGAAAAUGCUGUGAGAGGUGACCUACAGCAUGCCAUGCUUGACUGA